AUGGCAAAAUCAUCUAUAAAAAAGGAAAAUAAAAACACUAAUGAAGAAAAGAGAGUUCACAAGAUACCUGCAAAAAAGGGGGGAGUUUCUAAGCCAGGAGUUUCUAAAGAACAAACAAAAUCGACAAUAAAAAGUAUAAAAAAAGAAUUAGAGAAAAAGAAGAAAAACGAGGAUUAUUCGGUUAUGAAAGAACCUCGCAAAAAUUAUUCAAGUUCUAGUUUAGGUGGCUUAGAAAAAAAAUCUAAAAUAGCAUCUGAAGCACCUUCUAAACUAAGAUCAGAAGAGCUACACCUUAAGAAAUUCAAGGAAAAGAAAAACUCAUCUGAAAGUAGUUCAGAAAACUUAUCAGAAAGCUCAUCGAAAAGUUCAUCAAAAGAAAGCUUAGUUAAAGUUCCAAGCUCUAGAAAUUCUUCGGAAGACUCAGAUUCUGAAGAUUCUUCUGAAAGCUCAAGCUCGGAGAAUUUAUCAGAAAAUCUUAAAUUGUCUGGAAAUAUAUUGAAAAAAACAGAUAUUUCUGGUUCAUCAAAUGAUUCAAGCUCAUCUGAUAGUUCUAACUCUUCUAAUGAAUCAUGUCUUUCGGAUGAAUCGAGUUCCGAUGAUUCCAGUUCUGAUUUGGAUUCCAAUUCCGAUUCAAAUUCAAGUUCUGAUGAUUCUAAUUCUGAAAAUUCUUUAAAAAGUUCUACCUCUAUUGAUUCUACCGUCAAAAAAAUGCAAGAAACCAAAGAAAAGGUUAAUUCUGGAGUAGGACCGAAAAAAAGAAAGACUGAAACAAAAGUUGAGAAUCUUACUAAAAAAUCCGGUCAAAAUCCUAUAGAAAAUAAAACAGAAAGGAUAAAUAUUCAGAAAUAUAAUGAGAAUCAGGAUGAUGAACUGAGUGAUGUCGAAAAAUUAAAUAGCAAUGAAUCAUAUAACAAUAGACUUAUUGAUAAUAAAAAAAUGAAAGAUGAUGAAGACUCAAGUGAUAGUGAUUCAGAUAGUCAUAGUACCUCGAACAAUAAUGAUGAUUCAGAUGAUAAUAAAAAUUCAACUAGCACAGAUGGUUUUCAUACUAUUAAUGACUCUAAUAAUAAUUCUGCUGGCGACUCAGAUGAUUCUACUAGUAGUUCUACUAGUAGUUCUAGCGGUGAUUCUAGCGAUUUAACUAGUAACUCUUCUGGUGAUUCUGCUAAUAAUGUUGUUACUGAUUCUACGAGUGAUUCUGAAACUCAGUCAGAUACCAAUAAAAAUGCUAAGCAUUCUACAAAAAAUACAUUUUCUAAAAAAAAAAAUAAAGAAACUAAAAUACCUUUAGAAAAUGUUUCUAAAAAUAAAAAUAUUAACGAUAAUUUUUCAAAAAGUAAAAAUAUUUCCAAAAAAAACAAGCACGUUUCUAAAACUGAAAACUUUGAUAAUAUUGAUGAUAAAUUGGAGAAAGAAAUUAGUGAUUUUAGUCCACAUGAUUCUGCUAAGAAAUUAUCUGAUAAUAAAAAUAUUAAACAUAAAGAUAAUAAAAAUACAUCAAAGAAAAGAAAAGAUGCGCCUAUAGAGAUAGACAAAAAAGAAACUAAAAAAAACAAAACAAAUACUGGGCAAGAUGCUGAGGGAUCUAAAACUAUUUUUGUAGGUGGUCUUAGUUGGAACGUAGAUGAUAAUUGGCUUGCUAAAGAAUUUGAGAGUGUUGGUACUGUUCUCAGCUCUAGAGUUAUUACUAAUAAAAAUUCUGGGAAGUCAAAAGGAUUUGGAUAUGUCGAGUUUUCUACACCUGAAGAAGCACAAGCUGCUCUUACAUAUUCAGGAAAAGAAAUAGAUGGGCGCGUUAUUAAUGUCGAUAUAAGCACCGGAUUAUCCGCUAAUCUUAAAAAUAAUGCUAGUACUCGUGCAAAUAAAUAUGGAGAUAUUCGAAGUCCAAAAUCUGAUACUCUUUUUAUUGGUAAUUUGUCAUUUAAAGCUAAUGAAGAAGCUGUAAGAACUGCAUUUUCAAGAAUAGGUGGAAUUGUAGAAAUUAGACUGCCUACUAAUCGUAAAACAGGCCAAUUAAAAGGCUUUGGUUAUAUUCAAUUUUCUAGUAUAGAAGAUGCAGAAAAAGCUAUUGAAAUGAAUGGUCAUUUUAUUUCUGGGCGUCCUAUUCGUCUCGAUUUUUCUACUAAAAAAAAUAAUAAUACUGCACAUGCUACUUUUAAUAAUUCAUUAAAUAAUUAUAAAAAAAAGGACCAUAAAGCACCUCAGAGAGCUAAUUUUGGAGGGAAAACUAAUUCUACUAAUCGUAGUGGAUUUAAUGAAUUUUCUGGUAAAAAAACUAAAUUUUAAGAAAACAGUUAAAUUAUUUAAAUACAAUAAGUUUUUCUAUUCUAUAUUUUUAU
Molecule: messenger RNA, 2339 nt
Organism: Pneumocystis murina B123
Lineage: Eukaryota; Fungi; Ascomycota; Pneumocystomycetes; Pneumocystales; Pneumocystaceae
Exons: 6
Coding region: 1-2286 (761 amino acids)
Molecular function (GO): mRNA binding
Source: RefSeq, a predicted model, not a curated record